Molecule: messenger RNA, 423 nt
Organism: Angiostrongylus costaricensis
Lineage: Eukaryota; Metazoa; Nematoda; Chromadorea; Rhabditida; Metastrongylidae
Source: the annotation of a GenBank genome assembly
AUGGUGAAAACGAACGGAACCGGAUCGAUUGAAAGAGGUAAUAGUGGUGGUGGUGGUCGCUGUGUAGGUGCGCCGCGACGGUACAUCGGCGACGAGACGAGUCGAGACGAUACGACGAUGACGGUCUCUUACCAGUCGAAGUUCAAAAUUGUGGACGUGGAAGCACUCGGAUGUGGUCUGAAGGACACACCAAACGGCAAGAAACUUUGCGAGUUCAAAGACGAAACAACACCUCAGAUUCGUAUUAAAUUUAUUCCAAGUGUGAAGUGUCCAGUAGAAGAAGGUAAAGAAAGCGUCUACGAGAAAGGCAUCGAGAUUAUUAGCAACUACCCAAAGGAUGAAACAGUUCAAGUGAACUGGUUGCUGAACAAGGAUAAGGAAAAAGCUGUGUGCAUAAUUUUUCUCGCACGAAUCGUCGCCUAA